Molecule: messenger RNA, 4808 nt
Organism: Ornithorhynchus anatinus (platypus)
Lineage: Eukaryota; Metazoa; Chordata; Mammalia; Monotremata; Ornithorhynchidae
Product: zinc finger and SCAN domain-containing protein 20-like
Exons: 9
Coding region: 255-3704 (1149 amino acids)
Biological process (GO): regulation of transcription by RNA polymerase II
Molecular function (GO): RNA polymerase II cis-regulatory region sequence-specific DNA binding; DNA-binding transcription factor activity
Source: RefSeq, a predicted model, not a curated record
AAGUGGCUUCAUUUCUCUGUGCCUCAGUGACCUCCUCGGUAAAAUGGGGAUAACGACCUAACGGAGACCGUCGAGAAGGAUUCCGACGCCGGGAUUUGGGGGCGUCCUUUGCUCACGCCGUCCCGUCUCCGGGGAGCUGCGGGCGAAGCGACUGGAAGCGGAGGACCCGGGUCCCCGGGCCGGAGACGUGAACUCAAGCCACCGGGCCCCAGCCGGAGGGAGGCCUCCACCGUCCCGAGCCCCUGCGGUGGACGAUGGCGGUAGCCCGGGGCCUGCCGGAGGAGGAGGGCCUCCUCGUAGUCAAGCUGGAAGAAGACGGCCGCCGCGGAGAUGAGCCCAGCCCCGAGUCCUCCCGGCGACGCUUCAGACGUUUCCGCUACCGGGAAGCGGCCGGGCCCCGCGAGGCCCUCGGCCGACUCCGGGAGCUCUGCCGUCGGUGGUUGAGGCCGGAGAGGCGCACCAAGGAGCAGAUCCUGGAGCAGCUGGUGCUGGAGCAGUUCCUGACCGUCCUGCCGGAGGACAUCCGGGCUCGGGUCUGGGAUCGCCGUCCGGAGAGCGCGGAGGAAGCGGUGGCCCUCGUGGAGGAUUUGAAGCGCCAUCCCAGCGGACGGGGACCGCAGGUGGCCGUCCGGGUGCAGGGGCCGGACGUCCUCUCCGAAGAGCCCGGCUCCCCGGGAGGAGAUUGGAAGCCUCAGUGCGCCCAGUUAGACCCUGCAGGAGUGAAGCCAGAAGGGGAGCCCCGGGAGACGGUAACCCGAGAUCCGCUCCCGGCGCCAGAGGAGCCAGCGAGCCCCAAGGAAGAGCCUCGGAGUCUCCAGGAAAGUGCUGUGCUCGCCCGGGUACCUGCCCUGCCCUCGGUGAGGACUGCCAGUGACUGGGAGAUGGCGGCCGAAUCCCAGGAAGCCCCGGGCCACCUGAGCCCUGCUCAGAAGGACCUGUACGAGGACGGCAGGCAGGAGGAUGAGGCCAACGAGAUCCCUCUCGAGUGCCCCAUCCCCAGAUCCAGCCUCUCCCCGUUGGAGCCGGGAAGAGAGCCGCGGGAGCCCGACCUCCGGGGUUCCGGCCGGAGAGAGGACCCGCGAGGCUCCCCUCCGGCCGGAGGGCGAGCGAGACCCGACUCUCCGUCCGCAAGGAAGGAAGGGGACGGCUGGGAAGAGCAGGAGCGGCGGGACGUGGAGGACGCGAAGGUCUCGGGGGUGCUCUGGGGCUACGAGGAGACCAAGACCUUCCUGGCGAUCCUCGGCGAGCCGCAGUUUUCCGAAAGGCUGCGGGCCCGUCGCCGGAACCGCCAGGUCUACCGGGCCGUGGCGGAGCGGCUUUGGGAGCGCGGCUUCCUCCGGACGCUGGAGCAGUGUCGCUACCGGUUCAAAAACCUCCAGACCAGCUACCGCAAAGCGAGGAUCAGCCGCGUGCCCGCCGCCUGCGCCUUCUACGAGGAGAUGGGCACCCUGCUGAGGGUGCGCGCCUCGGCCCUGCCACGCAAGCAGCCCGUCCCGCCGCCCGGAGGCGGAGGUGCCCGGCCGGGAGAGCCCGGGAGGCGGGGGCGCGAGGAGAGGGGCCCGGAGGAGCCCGCCCGGGAGCCCGGUGGCCCCGAGGGCUCGGAGCUCGGGCUGAGAGCCCGUGAGUCCCGUGGCUGCUCUGGCUUUCCAGUUCCCCAGACGAAUGCGCCCCCACCCAAGAAGCCCGGGAAAGACCCACGGAAGCCGGGUCUUCCCGGGAACGAGGAGAGCGAGCGCUCCAGAGGGUCCCGCCUCAGGGAAGAGCGAAAAGCCCGCCGGAUCCCGUCGAGGAAGGAAGCGAUAAGCUGGGGUGACCAAGAGCAGGGCAGUCUGGAGGAUGAGAAGUAUGCGGGUGUGCACUGGGGCUACGAGGAAACCAAGAUUUUCCUGGCAAUCCUGGGCGAGGCCCCGUUCUCCGAGAAGCUCCGGACCUGUCACCGCAACAGCCAGGUGUACCGGGCCAUAGCGGAGCGGCUGCAGGAACGCGGCUUCCUCCGGACGCUGGAGCAGUGUCGCUACAGGUUCAAAAACCUCCAGACCAGCUACCGAAAAGCGAGGACCAGCCGCCCUCCGGGGACCUGCCCCUUCUACGAGGAGAUUGCUACCCUGAUGCGGGCCCGAGCGGCUGCCCGACCCGUAUAUUCCGUGAGGGAAGGUGAACUUCCUCCUCCUCCGCCGCGCCCGCGUCCUCCUGCUCCCCCUUCUCCCGUGAGAAGGGAUGCCGAGACGGAGGAGCUGGAGCGAGGAUCCCGGCGGCACCAGGAGACGCCGGCUGAGGCCGUGCCGGAGGAUCGCGACCGUGAGGAGGUGGAGCCGAGCCCGGAGCCCGAUAGCCCCGGCGCCUCGGCCCUGUUUCACAGCCGCACAGGUGUGCACUGGGGCUACGAGGAAACCAGGGCCUUCCUCGCCAUUCUCGGCGAGUCUCGCUUUUACGAGAAACUGCGAACCCGUCACCCGAACCGUCAGGUCUACCGGGCCGUGGCAGAGCAGCUCCGGGAACGUGGCUUCCUCCGGACGCUGGAGCAGUGCCGGACCAAGUUCAACAGCCUCCAGACGAGCUACCGGAAAGCCAGGAGCGGCCGCGUGCCAGAGACCUGUCCCUUCUACGGGGAGAUGGAUUCGCUGGUCAACGGCCGGGCGGCCGCCGCGCCGGCCGGCCCGCCGACGGUGGUGGCGGACUCCUCCGGGAGGCUGGGGCCGGGAGGCCGCGACGACUGGCAGAGGGUGGAGGUCGCGGGCGAGACCCCGCUGGACGGAGGGGACGGUGACCGCACGGGUAUCGGGCAGCUCGCCCGGGACCCCAAGAGCCCCAGGACUCCAAGUCUUUUCCGAGGCUGCGGCGAAUUGAGCAUCAAGAGGAAGAACCAAGAAGAGAGUCCAAAGCGGGACCUUUCUUGCAAAGCGGCACCACGUGGGAUAUUCUCAGAAAAGUCUGAAAUGCCCAAGCUUCCGAACUGGGGAAAAGCUUGCGAAAAUGAGUACGUAUUGGGCAGACAGUGGGAGAAAUACCCGGGAAAGAGAUCGGGGAAACCCGCCUGCCCAGAGGAAUUGCAAGCCUUCUUAGUUCAGAAGGUGACCUCCCCUGAAGGGAAGCCGUACAAAUGUCUGGAAUGUGGAAAAAGCUUCAGUUGGAGGUCUCACCUCGUCACCCAUCAGCGAAUCCACACCGGAGAGAAACCCUACAAGUGUCUCGAAUGCGGGAAGAGCUUCAGUUGGCGGUCACACCUCAACACCCACCUGCGGAUCCACACGGGAGAAAAACCCUACAGAUGCCUCGAAUGCGGGAAGGACUUCAGCGACGGGGCGGGCCUCACGGCCCACCGGAGGAUCCACACGGGGGAGAAGCCCUACGCCUGUGACGUGUGUGGGAAAAGCUUCAGACUCAGCCCCAGCCUGGUCGUGCACCAGAGGAUCCACACCGGGGAGAAACCCUAUAAAUGUAGUGAGUGUGGUAAAGGUUUCAACAACAGCUCUCACUUCAGUGCUCACUGGCGAACGCACACGGGGGAGAAACCCCACGAAUGCCCCGAGUGCGGAAAGAGCUUCAGUAAAGGCUCUGCCCUCACCAAACACCGGAGGAUCCACGUGCGGGAGACGCUCCCGCUGCAGCCUCGGCUGAACUGCCCCCCGGGAACCCCUUGUGGGAGGGAUCCCGUCAGCGUAUUAAGUUUGGGAAGACCCGCCGGCAAAGAACGCACCUUCUAGCCCACGGAAGACACCCCUCGUCGAGGAAAAAUGCAGCCCACGGGAUCCCAGAAGUCUCCUGCCGGGUGUGAAGCCAAGCUCGCCAAAGGGGCAGCGGCCCGGGCGCGUAGGUCGACGCCCUUUGCCCUUGCCAGCCGGGUGUCUUCGACUCACCGCACGGAUCUCUGUCCUCCUCCUCUGUGCCGGUACAACGUGGGGGAAGAAUUCUGCUAAAGACAUCGCCUCCUUCUUCCUCCCUCUAUAUAGCAACGCUCGGUCCUCGCUAUGUAGAGGUCGCACUUCGAGGGCUAAAUGUAGCUCUUUCCCUAACCCUCCCGUCUUGGACUACGGCAGGGGUCUCCGGUCCUUGGUACUGUUACCCCGCUCGGUGAAUAAACCACUUAAUUAGAUUCAAAGCAUUGGGCUGGGCCCCAGAUAGCGGGAAAGUGACAAGAGAAACCAGGAGAUGACUUUCCCAGUUUGCAGUCGGGUUGGCCCGGGUGGGGAGAGAGAUUUUUUUUUCCAUUUUGUACAAGGCAGCGAGAGCAGCGAUGCUUCCGACCUGUGAUUUUCGGUCUCGUGGCGGGGCGGCCGAGGGCGGAGUCGCGGAUCCCAGCAGCAGCAGAUCAGAUAGCGGAGUUUCAGGGAUCGAGCCGGGCUAGAGCACCGUGCGGCCCGAGGGUCUGAGUUCCGAGCCAAGCCCGAGAGCCGUAAAUCCAUCCUUGGCCUAAGAUCAGGCUGGGCCCGAGGGAAUCCCGAGUCGGACUGGGGGAGUAAAAGCAGGGUGCGGUCCCCCGUGGGCUGCUGGAACUCAUCCCGGGGAGACGUGAAUUCGUAGAUGUGUAUGAUAAGACCUCGGUCGCGCCUACGGGAAGCCAUCGGGCCCGGGACGUGCCCAUCAGGGGGCCGCCAGGGAAACGAUGGCCUAGCUUGGGGCUUCAAGCCUUCCCCCGGGGCCCGCAGAAGUCGUGUCCCUCUUUGAAAUCUGGGAAUGCAGAAGGCGUGGGCUUCGCUAACUCAUCCUCCUUAUGUUAACCGCUACACAGAAUGAGGCCUUAGACUACGGUGAAUGUAAUCCCCGCUCUCUCUAUUACCCCAAUAAAAUAGUACUUAGCAUCCCUCGCC